Messenger RNA from Drosophila innubila, 1134 nucleotides. RefSeq names its product putative gustatory receptor 98b. Gene Ontology annotation, cellular component: neuronal cell body; membrane; dendrite. The transcript has 5 exons. Bases 1 to 1134 code for a protein of 377 amino acids. Gene Ontology annotation, biological process: sensory perception of taste. The record is from RefSeq and is a predicted model, not a curated record. Lineage: Eukaryota; Metazoa; Arthropoda; Insecta; Diptera; Drosophilidae. Gene Ontology annotation, molecular function: sweet taste receptor activity.
AUGAAGGGUCAACUAUUAGAUUCAGCGCGUCCCUAUCUGCAGCUCUUCUCGCUCCUCAGCCUGACGCCACCUCCUAGCAGUUAUGAGGGAAGUCAUCGCACCUUUCAAUGGAAGUUAUUGAUGCUCAUCUUCAGCUGCUACACUUGCUGCACCUGUCUACUAAGUGUCUAUGUUAGCUACGUGAACAUUAUUAUACUUGACGUCGAGAUUGAAGAGCUAGCGGUGAAAGAUUUCACCAGCGCUUUGGGAGUGGUUCAGAAGGUUUUCUACAUUUUUCUUUUGGCCACCAAUUCAUUUUAUAUGCUGAUCUAUUACCAUAAAUUGGGUCGCAUUUAUUGGGAAAUUUCCUCCUUGGAAAUGGACAUCGAUACAGCAUUUCAUGCAUUCAGCAGUCAUCGAAAGCAUUCUAAUGUUCGAGUCUACCUUUUCAAACGCAUCGGAUUGUGGAUAAUCUUCCUGUUUUUAGCCAUGCCACGUAUAACGUUCGCAUUGUUUACAAUCUUCAUGACAUGGCACGAAAAGAUCGUCACCGAGUUUAUACUGCUUGAGCUGCUUCUACGUUUGCGUCUCAAGCUCAUUCAGAUUCAACAGGAGCUGACAGUCUGCGAACAACAUGUCCUGCUUCAAGCGCUGGUUCAAGCUAUGCGAAAGAAUAAACACUUACUUGCUCGCAUCUGGAAGCUUGUGACUGAAUUGGAAGAAUACUUUAUGUUGCCAAUGAUGCUGUUCUUUCUUCAUAAUGGCGUUUGUAUUCUGCAUAGGGUCAAUUGGGUCUAUAUGCAGGCUGUCAAUCCAAACGAUUGCUGUCGUUACUCCCGCAUUGGUCACUUGCUGAUACUACUAUUUAAUCUCCUUAUACCCUGCUGGAUCAGUCACAACUGCAUCAAAACUUACAACAGCUUUAGCCGCAUUCUUCAUAGUAUUCGAGGUGGGUCUGGACUGGUUACACCGCAGCCUCUCAAGAUGAUCCUUAUGGAGUAUGCCUUGCAGAUGGAGCAUUUAAAAUUGAGAUUUACUUGCGGUGGAUUUUUCGACAUUAAUCUCAAGUACUUUGCAGGCAUAGUUGUUACCAUCAUCAGUUAUACUAUAAUAUUAAUACAGUUCAAAAUGCAGGCGAUGUUGGAGGAAAAAUAG